UCAACAGUCUAUUCUUCCUGCUGCUGCACCGACUGCUGCACACUCUGGGCCUCACUGCUGGAAUCAUGCAGUCCCCUUGCUGCUGCCUUCUCUCCCUCCUCCUCCUCCUCUUCCUCCUCUCUGGGACAUGGGCAAACCUGGAGGGGACCUUCACUGUCCGGCUGCUCCAGACUACCACCUUUGAAAACACCUCAUUUGCGGACAUGGAGGGGCUGGGCCUGCUGGAAGACAUCGAACUUGGUUCUCUUGAUAAACACACAUGGUCCAUCCACUUCUGCCAGCCCUGGGUGCGCCCAGCCCUGCCCCGUUCUGACUGGGACACCAUUGAAAACCUGCUUAAGAUCUAUUUGCAGCAGUUCAACCAUUUAAUCAAUGAAGGGGCCAUGCAAAAGGACAUCCCCUACCCCUUUGUUGUUCAGUGCACGGCAGGCUGCGUGCUGUACCCUAACAGAACCUCUCUGGCCUUUGGCUACGUGGGUUACAAUGGUCAGGAUUUCCUCAGCUUCGACACAAAGAAUUUCACCUGGACCCUCUCCCAGGACACCAAGUUGUCACGGUAUGUCCAGUCCUUUCUCCAGAACUACACCGCCUUGAGUGAGCUGGUGGAAACUCUCUUCAAUGAUACUUGUGUUGAUGACAUGGAGGUGUUCCUGCACUAUGGGAGGGCAGCUCUGGAGAGACAAGAGCUGCCUGUAGCCACGGUCUUCGCCCGCACCGCCAGCCUAGACCAGCUGCUGCUUGUUUGCCAUGUCACUGGCUUCUAUCCCCGUCCCAUCAGUGUGGCCUGGCUGCAGGAUGGCCAGGAGGUGCCUCCGGGCCCAGCGCUCAACACCAGCACCAUCCUGCCCAACGCUGACCUCACCUACCAGCUCCGCAGCGUCCUGGCUGUGGCCCCCCGAGAUGGGCACAGCUAUGUCUGCCGUGUGCGCCACCACAGCCUCGGCACCCGCAGCCUUCUCAUCCCAUGGGGUAGGUGCCACCCAUGGGGGAUGAGAUGGGGGUCCUGA
Haemorhous mexicanus (house finch) is the source of this 1007-nucleotide messenger RNA. Its product is annotated as antigen-presenting glycoprotein CD1d-like. Gene Ontology annotation, biological process: immune response; antigen processing and presentation, exogenous lipid antigen via MHC class Ib; positive regulation of T cell mediated cytotoxicity. Gene Ontology annotation, molecular function: endogenous lipid antigen binding; lipopeptide binding; exogenous lipid antigen binding. Bases 66 to 1007 code for a protein of 313 amino acids. NCBI's taxonomy places the organism in Eukaryota, Metazoa, Chordata, Aves, Passeriformes, Fringillidae. The record is from RefSeq and is a predicted model, not a curated record. Gene Ontology annotation, cellular component: external side of plasma membrane. The transcript is spliced from 4 exons.